CUUGUCUCAAGAUGCUCUUCCGCCACAAUCAUGAUUGAACCUACUCCCAUUAUUGACCUCACUACCUCCAGAGCUGUAGGGACGUCGUCAGCAACACAUUUGAUCACUGCCAAAAAUCUUCAGGCUAUGCUAGAUGAUGCAAAAGCGGGACUCCGAAUAGUUAAUGCUCGUGCUGAGCUAUCCACACAUACUUGGGAUGGGAUUGAAGAAUGGGUUGGUGAGGAUGGCGCUCUGGGACUCAAAGAUCCCAAGAUCGUUGAGAGCGAUGUGCAAGCACAGAUCUCUUUCCUGAGGAAGCUCAAGUUUCUUUACCUGGAACAAAAUGCAAAGGAUAAAUAUGUGAAGACCAUUGUCAGUGACGAUGCCCCAUUGGUGACACCUGCACUAAAUGAGGAACUUCGAGUACGGAAUGAGGAGAAGAAGACUGCGCUACGUGAACACAAAGCGAAGCUAGCAGAAAGAAGGGAUGAUCUGCGAGCACUUUCUGGAUUCGUAGAAGAAGAUUAUAAGAAAGCGCAAGCCCUCACUCUCCAAGCAUCUGCGCUAUCACAAAAGAUACUCGAUGCACGUUUGUCGCUUACUCGCUUGCGACAAGCCCAUCCCCACCCUCGGCUCACAAUAACUACAGCGAACCAGCAACUCGAUGGCCAGGUAGAAGAGAUGCAAGCACUAGACGCGGAACUCGCAGACGCGCACGAGAAGAUUGCUACUGUACGAGAGCGCAUAAAAGUUGGGACGGGUCAGGUCGAGAAGCUGAGGAGUGUUAGAGCAGAGGUGGAAAAGGCUGUGGAAAUCGGUGCGGGUGAAAGAGUGGAAGACGGAAGAGUAGUUGGACUGUAUGAUUGGUUCUCAACCACAACCUCGACCCAUCAUGCGCUCGUUUCACUUCUCUCUGCACAUAGUGAGUCUGACAACGAGCUGCGCCUCACUUAUCGCGUGCAUGAGCGUGAGGUAUGUAUGACACUACUGUUCAUACCUAAUACGCGCCGCUUGGCCGAAGCAAGGGUGGAGGGCGUCGAGGAACGCGUAAUCGGAGACGUUGUGGAUGCACACGUCAUGGAAAACGAUGUAUCUGGGCUUGUAUGGGCUGUGCUCGCGAGAGCGAGGGCUACAUAAUAUCAUGCCUGUUGUCACUGGUCAUUCCUUGUUGAUACACAGGGGACAAUGUCACGUCUACACGACAGUCACUUCUCUACUCCUACGAGUUGUCUAUUACCUGGGAGUCAUCAUUCACGGUCGCUGCACUUACAACAUCUAAUAGACCAUGGCUUACCAUAAAGGACGGGCUGCAUAAUUCAGAUAUGACUCAGCAACGUUUAGAUUGAGCCGGGCACUGAACCUGCCGUCGGCCACACAGAGGUUAGGGAGAAGGAAAAAACUUGUUCCUGCGUUCGGGUGAGUACGGCGUGCCCCACGAGAGUGCAGGGAGAUUGGCAACUCUUGGGCUAGUGUUGUGGGCAGAACUGGC
This is a messenger RNA of Suillus subalutaceus, 1468 nucleotides long. RefSeq lists its product as uncharacterized. Lineage: Eukaryota; Fungi; Basidiomycota; Agaricomycetes; Boletales; Suillaceae. The record is from RefSeq and is a predicted model, not a curated record. The transcript has 4 exons. The coding region runs from base 31 to 1116 and encodes 361 amino acids. Gene Ontology annotation, cellular component: kinetochore. Gene Ontology annotation, biological process: attachment of mitotic spindle microtubules to kinetochore; protein localization to kinetochore; kinetochore assembly.